This is a messenger RNA of Dentiscutata heterogama, 295 nucleotides long. The record is from the annotation of a GenBank genome assembly. NCBI's taxonomy places the organism in Eukaryota, Fungi, Glomeromycota, Glomeromycetes, Diversisporales, Gigasporaceae.
AUGCCUGUUGUAUCUGUGCAGUUUUGUAAAGAUCUUAUUGUAGGAAAAAUUGUUCAUGAAGUGCAGUUGAAUAAUGAAGACCAUUUACAACUAGUUAAAAUAGAGUUUUCAUCCAACACCACUGGACCUUUUAAUGUUGUUAGUAUGGAAUAUAACAUGGUUGAGGCAAUUGAAGAUUGGGAAAACAAAGUCUUAACUCAUUUACCAACUUUUACUAUUUCUGAUCACUCAAAUGCAUUGGAAAAGUUACAGUAUGAUAUUGUUAAAUGGAUUUGUGAAAAUAAUGGUGAAUGGA